Molecule: messenger RNA, 1488 nt
Organism: Dermacentor albipictus
Lineage: Eukaryota; Metazoa; Arthropoda; Arachnida; Ixodida; Ixodidae
Source: RefSeq, a predicted model, not a curated record
GCAGCAGGAGCCGACACUUACGUUUCAUCUAUUCUCCAGGUCUCUCAAGAACCACACCAGACUACGAAGCGCUUACGGUACAAUGUGGAUCCUAUAUCUUCGCUGUUUUGUAUCGACCACCUGAUGAUGAAGCCGCUACUGGGUGUUACCGUGGUGAAUGGCGAAGUCGUCUUUGAUGGCUUGGCUUGGUACAUCGUUCAGACUCUGCAGGAGUUCCUGCGGUUCAACAUGGAGCUCCACACUACGGACGAGCAGAUCUGGUCCGGUCGACGUCCUACCGGAGAAUGGGGUGGUCCACUGGGUAUGCUUGAGCGAAAUGAGUCAGACAUAUCGGUGCACCCGGUGAUACCGACAGCCGACCCCCUUACGGUAGGCACCCCACUACCAGCCUAUGCUUUCUCCAAUCCACGCUUCUUUGCCGGCACGCCAAAUGCGUACUUGACCAGCGUGUUUGGAUACUUGAUGAGCUUUGAACUCGAGGUUUGGUUGGGCCUGCUGGUCUGUUGGCCCUUGGUCAGCUUCUUUAUCUCCAUCAUCGAAGUGGUGCGGUGUCGAGCUCGCUUCAAUGACAUCAUCGUCGAUAACCUCUUCGACAUCCUUGGGAUUAUGAUGUUUGAAGGCACAAUACGUCCUGUGCGUGACGCUAUUGGCCGUGUGGUCUUCGCCGUGUGGUGGCUGGCUGUACUCGUACUGAUGAACUCUUUCCAAGGAACCAUGAAGGCCAGCAUGAGCGUCAAGACGCCCACCGAGCGACUGGAGACUUUCCGCGAUAUCGCAGAGAGACCUCACCUCAAGCCAAUCCUCAUACGAGGAACGACGUUCGAACAUCAGUUCAAGGUGUCUCCUGAACCAGAGUUACAGAAGAUACUUUCCAUGGCACGGCGACGACAAUCAAUCUUGCCAGCUUCAAUCGUCUUCACGCGUCAGAUUUUCGACGAGAUGAUUGCUGAGCGCUCCAUCAUUUUCAUGGAGGACAACGUCAUGCAGAACUACAUCGCCGCUCUGUAUCCGCAGAAGCCAGGGGAGGGCCUGAUCUACCCUUCGAAGCAGCACACCAUAUCUGCCCAGUUCUGCAUGCUGAUGCGCAACACUCUUCAGCCCAGAGUCAAGAAACUAUUUCACACAAGAUGUCGCUGGAUGCACGAGUCUGGACUAACGGAGCGUAAGCGGCUGCAGCUGCAGUCUCGUUCCUGGUACCUCAUGCGCCCACCGUCAUCGCAAGUGCACUCGCUCUCCUCCGAAGAUACCGCAGCUCUUUUCUACAUGGUGAUGCUGGGCCAAGCCCAAGUGAUGGAGGUGCCGGUUUCGACUACCCUGGAACUUCAAAGUCGCACUCUAUCCCACAUCAUGCCCGACGACGCGUGCAAUUCUCCAAGUCCUCCAAAGGCACCACCCACCCUGGUUUGUGCCCGUGCCUUGCGUCAGCACGAUCCCCCUAUCUUCUCCGGCACAGCUGACAAAGACGUUGAAGAUUGGAUCUCCUCUUAA